Molecule: messenger RNA, 3419 nt
Organism: Synchiropus splendidus (mandarinfish)
Lineage: Eukaryota; Metazoa; Chordata; Actinopteri; Syngnathiformes; Callionymidae
Gene: trmt1
Product: tRNA methyltransferase 1
Exons: 18
Coding region: 1199-3136 (645 amino acids)
Biological process (GO): tRNA N2-guanine methylation
Cellular component (GO): nucleus
Molecular function (GO): RNA binding; metal ion binding
Source: RefSeq, a predicted model, not a curated record
CAUAUUCACACACAAAGGAGCUUGUGCUGUAUCAUCUGAACUUGGGCUGGAAACCACUCGAGCAGCUCUGUUCCAGUUUCUCUGGAGUCAUGGCGUCGUCUUUGUGACCCAACAAUGCAGUGGAUGACUCGUGCUGUCCACUGUAGCCAUUGGCAAUGCUGUGUUUCAGGAGAGCUAAUUGGAAUUUUGCACACCAUCUAGCGAGGAACAGCUUCUAGAUUGUUUCCCACGUGCUAAAACUUCAUACUUCACUUAAAGCAGGUCAGAUUAGAUGCAGUGAAAAUGCUGAGACGCCAACCCUUCUGUCUUGACUUUCUUUGGACCAUUUCUGUUCAAUAGUAUUUUUGCAAAGUUUCAUUGCCAGGGUGUCACUUUUUAUGUCUUGAAAUACGACUGAGCUGAAACAGUCCUCUGCCUUUGAUAUCUCAAGACCUUCAAGACUAAAACGCAGCAUCAUUUCAAACACAAGUUAUAAGUGUGAAACUCAGGGAAAGGACCAUCACACCAUGCGUUUUCUGUCGCUGAAGUCAAAGUAUAAAAGUCAAAUUCAUUACAUUACAGUUUUUGCCAACACAAAAGUGAAGAACUUCAUUAAAUGAUAUUUCUUAUUCCGUGACUGACAGCACAAUCAUGGGCGGCUCUGCUUCUCUAGCACAGCAACAUUGUUGGCACCGACUUCAGACAUGGCUAAAGUUGGCUUCAACACAAUGACACAAUGUUUUUCGGUCGGUGUACUUCCUGACUGGUCAGCUUUUAUUUGGAGUGCUACGUGCUGUUGCUUACCUUGGACAGUUGAACUGGCCUCCUUCUGCUUCAGCCAACUGACUCAGUAGCAUCAGUGCUUUUGAGUCCGGUCCGAAUGGCAGAAUCUAGUUCUUAACUUGAAAGGCAGCGAGACGUGUGGCCAGCUGGGCGUGAACACGCUGCUGGGUCAAAUGAAGACAUCCUUCCCUCUUCACGGGUCAGAGGUCACAACAACUUCCAGACAACAUGAAAGGCGGGUGUAAACAGUGAAAAGGAAUAGAGAGAGAACAGUGCCCUGGGGAGUCCCUCGUCACCUUAUAUUGGGAGAAGCCUUCACCUUCAGCACCGGUCAGUGGAUGGUGACGAAGGUUCUGGAGAACGUCUAACAUAAAGUUUAUCCAAACCAAAAUCCAUUUGAUUGACUUUCACAUGGGUCCAGAUUUAAGGAACCUUUAUGUUGGGACGGACGCUGCUUCACUUCUCCCAUCAUCCCUGCAUUGCAUCCACCAGUCGAAUUCUUCAUUGGUGUGUGGUUUCUCCCGCCUUCUUGAGGGGCGUCAGAUCCAUGGAGCCCCUGAAAGAUGCUCCAAAUGUCCAGAUAUCCUCCGCUGCAGCUGGCAACUCCGACAUAUCGGCGGCAGACACACCUCCUGAAGCCCUGCGAGGGGAGACGGUGGUGAAAGAGGGAAAGGCCUCCAUCUUGUUUCCAAGUGCUAAUGAGGUGUUUUACAACCCUGUGCAGGAGUUUAACCGAGACUUGACAUGUGCAGUGAUCACAGAGUUUGCCAGAGAAGUGCUGGCUCAGCGGGGAGUGAAGGUGGUCGUGCCCGGGGAGACGGAGCGAGUGGUGGUCUCCCUGUCGGAGGAGAUGAGCGAAACAGACGCUCAGGUGGAGGAGAAGAACGGAGCCGAGGAGCCGACAGUCACGGCGUCAGUGGGAGAGAAAUGUGAGCGAGGCAUCCGUGUGCUCGAGGGUCUGGCAGCAUCGGGGCUGCGCUCGGUCCGCUUUGCUCUGGAGGUUCCCGGCCUUCAGAGCGUCACGGCCAACGACUUCUCCGCCAAAGCUGCGGCGCUGAUCGCUCGGAAUGCAAAGUACAACAACGUCGACCAUCUACUUCAGGCCAGCUGCAAGGAUGCCAGCAUGCUGAUGUACGAGAUGCGGGGGAAGAAGGAGCGCUACGAUGUCAUCGAUCUGGAUCCCUAUGGCAGCCCGUCCUGUUUCCUGGACGCCGCCGUGCAGGCCGUCAGCGAGGGAGGCCUCCUGUGUGUGACUUGCACAGACAUGGCCGUGAUGGCGGGCAACAGCGGCGAGACCUGCUACAGCAAGUACGGCUCCGUCUCCAUCAAGAGCAAAUAUUGUCAUGAGAUGGCUCUGCGCAUCAUCCUGCACAGCUUGGACCAGAGGGCUGGAGUUUACCAGCGCUACAUUCAGCCGCUGCUGUCUGUCAGCGUGGACUUCUACAUCCGGGUCUUUGUGCGGGUCUUCACGGGGCAGGCCAAAGUGAAGGACUCUGCCAGCAAACAAGCUCUGGUGUACAACUGCGUGGGCUGCGGCUCGUUCCAUCUGCAGAGGCUGGGGAGGAAGACCGUCAGCGGGAAGCACACCAAGUACUCCCCUGCCACCGGCCCUCCAGUGGGACCCAGCUGUGAGCACUGCCAGCAGAGGCACCAGCUGGGAGGACCGAUCUGGGCGGAACCCAUCCACAACUUGGACUUCGUCCAGAGGGUGCUGUCCGCGGUGUCCGGGAAUCCCGAUCGCUUCGGGACCUCCAAACGCAUCCAGGGGGUUCUCAGCAUGGUGACCGAGGAGCUGGAGGACGCGCCCCUCUACUACACCGUGGACAGUCUGAGCAGCACCAUACGCUGCAACACGCCGCCUCUGCUCCAGCUCAGGUCUGCGCUGCUCCACGCCGGCCACAGGGUGUCGCUGUCUCACGCCUGCAAGAACGCCAUCAAGACGGACGCGCCUCCCGCCGUCCUGUGGGACAUCAUGCGCUGCUGGGAAAAGUCCAACCCAGUGAAGAGGGAGAAGCUGUCGGAGACCAGCCCGGCGUUCAAGAUCCUCUCCACCGAGCCCAAACUGGAGGCCUGCUUCACGGUGAGGGAAGACGCCAAUCCACAGUCCAGAAGACGCCACCUGACCCGCUUCCAGGAGAACCCCCAGGCCUUCUGGGGCCCCAAGGCUCGCGCCAAAGCCAGUGGCGGGAUUUCGACGGACCUGCAGGACAAGAGGAAGAAGUGCCAGAAUAAGAGGAAGAACCCCAGUGCUGAGUCGACGCAGCUCAAGAGCUUCCCCUGCAAGCGCUUCAAGCAGGGCACGUGCACGCAUGGAGACGACUGCUGCUACUCUCACGACCCUCCAGCCAAACAAGACCACGGAGCCCCGGAGUGACGCGCUCUCAACACGUUGGAUUUUCUUUGUUCCUUGUUGGGCUGUUGUGACGGACCCAUAAAAGUUUUACGUUUUUCCUCUUUGUCAUGUGUUGUCGGUGCCUCUUCACAAUUCAGGUUGGUCAUGUGCUCCAGACUCAUUUGUUAUGGACUCAGUUCUGAACACGACAUUGAGCAAAGGAGUCAGGAGCCAGAUUUUUUUUACAUUUACAUUUUUUUUAACAAAACAAAAUUAUUUAUAUUUAUUAUUAUUUAUUAUUAUUUUUAUUUAUAUAUUAUUUAUA